Elephantulus edwardii (Cape elephant shrew) is the source of this 675-nucleotide messenger RNA. Its product is annotated as glutathione S-transferase A1-like. The record is from RefSeq and is a predicted model, not a curated record. Gene Ontology annotation, biological process: glutathione metabolic process; xenobiotic metabolic process. Gene Ontology annotation, molecular function: glutathione transferase activity. The coding region runs from base 4 to 675 and encodes 223 amino acids. The transcript has 6 exons. Gene Ontology annotation, cellular component: cytosol; extracellular exosome. Lineage: Eukaryota; Metazoa; Chordata; Mammalia; Macroscelidea; Macroscelididae.
AUCAUGGCAGCAAAGCCCAAGCUUCAUUACUUCAAUGGACGUGGCAGGAUGGAAGCCACCCGGUGGCUCUUGGCCGCAGCUGGAGUGGAGUUUGAAGAGAAAUAUAUAGAAACUCCAGAAGACUUGGACAAGUUAAAAAAUGAUGGGCUUUUGAUGUUCCAGCAAGUGCCGAUGGUUGAAAUUGAUGGGAUGAAGCUGGCACAGUCCAGAGCCAUUCUCAACUACAUCGCCUCCAAAUACAACCUUUACGGGAAGGACAUCAAGGAGAGAGCCCUGAUUGAUAUGUAUGUAGAAGGUGUGGCUGAUUUGACUGAAUUGAUGUUUCAAGUGCCAUUAUGUCCCCCUGAGGAAAAAGAGGCCAAAAUUGCCCUAAUCAAAGAGAGAACAACAAACCGCUACCUCCCAGUCUUUGAAAAGGCGUUAAAGAGCCACGGACAAGACUACCUUGUGGGCAACAAGCUGAGCAGAGCUGACAUUCAAGUGGUUGAAAUUCUCUACUACGUGGAGGAGCUGGACGCCAGCCUUACAGCCAAUUUCCCACUGCUGAAGGCCCUGAAAACCAGAGUGAGCAACCUGCCCACGGUGAAGAAGUUUCUGCAGCCAGGCAGCCAGAGGAAGCCUCCCCUUGAUGAUAAAGCUUUAGAAAAAGCCAAGAAGAUUUUCAGGAUCAAAUGA